AUGAUACAAACAUUCAUGACUUAUAUACCAACACAACAAUCAUACUCAGAUGAGAAUAUAAAAAACUUUAUAACCUUAAAAGAAGGCAAACCAAAUCUAACAAAUGAUUAUAAAUUAAUCAAAUUACUCGAAGGAUAUGAAAAUGAUAUACCAGAAUUAAAAAUAACAGAUAAAGAUGCAAGAGAAAAAGUACAAAUAAAACUAAACCUUGAGAAAAUACUUAGAAAAACACAAGAAACCAAAGUAAUGAUACUAUUGGAAAACUCUGCAUCAAAUAAAUGCUAUGGAGCUAAUAUGGAAAAGCUCGUACAAAUAAAGAAAAGUAUUAAAAAAGAAUUACAACACUUUGAAGAUAAAAAAGGAAAUAAGAUACCACGAGUCAAGCUAUGCUUUGACACUCAAUACUACUUUGCUGCGAGAGCCAGCAGAUUUAUAAAAGACUACAAGAAAGUCUUAGAUAAAUAUGAAAAAGAAAUCUAUUUAAUACACAUAAACAAUGUAAUGAAAGAAAGAAAAUUCCAACAACAAAAUAGGGCAUGA
Molecule: messenger RNA, 540 nt
Organism: Racocetra persica
Lineage: Eukaryota; Fungi; Glomeromycota; Glomeromycetes; Diversisporales; Gigasporaceae
Source: the annotation of a GenBank genome assembly